AUGUCGUCAAAGGCCGCCUCCAAAGCGCCUCCGGAAGAAGAGGCGAGUAGAAUGAGACUCACAUGGGGGUACGGAGUGGGGGUGGUUCAAGGUAAAUUUACUGAACCAUGGAAUUUUGGCAAGCCAACACAAACUUGUGAGAGUUGUGGGGCUAUUUUAUGGUAUGAAGAGAGGAAUGUGAAGUCAAGAAGACCAUCACAACCAAAGUUUUCGUUGUGCUGUGUAGAAGGAGAAAUUUAUUUACCUUUGUUAAAACGUGCACCUCCAGUUCUUGAAGAAUUGCUAAAUUAUGUUGGCCCAUCAUUUGUGCAUUUCCAUGACAACUGUCGGCGAUAUAAUGCAAUGUUUGCAAUAACAUCAAUGGGUGGAAAAGUUGACAAAACUGUAAAUGAUGGAAAUGGUCCUUAUGUCUUCAGGCUAAAUGGACAGGAUCAUCAUCUGAUUGGCUCUUUCUUACCAGUUGAAGGAUCGGAACCAAAGUUUGCUCAACUUUACAUAUUUGAUACAGAGAAUGAAGUGCAACAUAGGAUAAGGUCGAUUUCAUCUGAUAAAGAAAAUGAUGGCAUUGAUCCCAAAAUUGUUAACUCUCUAAUACAUAUGCUUGAUGAAAAAACAAUGCUUUGGUUAAGGUUUUCAGAAUGGCCAGGGAUCGCUACACUGAAUGUAAUACUACAAAUGUGA
This is a messenger RNA of Quercus robur (English oak), 681 nucleotides long. RefSeq lists its product as uncharacterized. The record is from RefSeq and is a predicted model, not a curated record. Lineage: Eukaryota; Viridiplantae; Streptophyta; Magnoliopsida; Fagales; Fagaceae. The coding region runs from base 1 to 681 and encodes 226 amino acids. The transcript has 2 exons.